AAAAAUACGCGCAGAUCAUGGCCGAAGGGUUUGUGGUUCUUCUUAUGGAAUACGAUUUUCUUAAUGAUCACUGGCUCCUUCAAUACCAUUGAAAUACGAAGUGAUGAUCGUUGAACCCUGGCACAGCACUCCUGCUAUUGACGACGCACACCUGAACAGGUGUCAGUCCCCGCAUGACUCAACCGAAGUCACAUUUCCCAAGUUACCAUUUGUACGUCUACGCCAUUCAGUUUAUCGGAUAAGAAUAAGGUUGGCGGUGUCUGCUGGUCAGCCGAUUGAAAACGUAAACAUGCGCUUAGAACGCGUAUCACUUGAGUGCACAAGGCACGACACGCGCACAACACGGUCGGCCAUGUCAUGCAAAUUGAGCGGGCGAGAACGGCGACUACACAUAUAUCCCGGGAUUAUCGCGCGUCUUCCACUCAUGAAAGAUUAAAUUGCUGUCACCGGCCAGGCCUCACUCAACGAAUUCAAUCAUCAUCUAUCGGAGAUAUCAUAAUGUUGGCUGUGUCAGCCCUGCCACUGGCCGGUCCCCAGGACAGCGUUGGAUCACACUAUGUACAAACCAACAAUCACUCCGACGGUUACCCACAAUUAAAAGCUUCCACCUUUGACGAACUCGUUUCGAACAUCAACCGCGUCCUUGGGCCUUCGAACGGCAUUGACAGCGAUGGUGUUGACGUACAGGAGCUCGUCAAGCUCAUGCAGCAGUAUCGCUCUCGUUCUGAUGAUUGGAGUCGUUUUGCCUUUGCCGACCCAAGUCGAGCGUACACCAGAAAUCUUGUCGAUCGAGGUAAUGGCAAGUGCAAUCUUUUGAUCCUCGUUUGGACACCCGGAAAAGCUUCCCCAAUCCAUGACCAUGCUUCUGCGCAUUGUGUCAUGAAAGUUCUCCAAGGCACGCUCACGGAAACACUUUAUACAUGGCCUUGCGAACAGCCGCAGUCGUCGAUGAACCAAAUAGAUCAGAUGAUCGGCAGGAACCAGGUAAAUGGUGGCGAGCUUCCACAGUCCGUGACUGGAGUCUCUUCGACUUGUCCCUCCACACAGCAUACCUGCUCGAGUCGAGACUUGAAUGAGUCAAUGACAACGACCAAGGGAGCUCUCCGUGUGCGACGCCAAACAUCCUAUCCAACAGAUGGCGUGACAUACAUGAGCGACACCUUGGGCCUGCAUCGAGUUGGGAACGCGCAUCCAUCCGAAACGGCAGUCAGUCUGCAUCUGUACACACCGCCGAACGCUGCGAAGCACGGCUGUCACAUUUUCGAGGAGAGCACGGGAAGGAAGUCUCAUGUUCAGCAAUGCCAUUUCUAUUCCGAGCUAGGCGUCAAGCUGUAAGGUUAAGUUGUGGUGUGGAUUGGCCGGAAAGUCCAGGACACCUGGCCAUUAUGCGAACUGAGAUGGUUCUCCAGCAUUUUGUCUCUGUAUUUGUGUAUACUGAGGAACCUUGGAAUCUAAGGACUGUGCGUCUCUCUCACGCCGUCAGUGA
Molecule: messenger RNA, 1486 nt
Organism: Dissoconium aciculare CBS 342.82
Lineage: Eukaryota; Fungi; Ascomycota; Dothideomycetes; Mycosphaerellales; Dissoconiaceae
Product: cysteine dioxygenase type I
Exons: 4
Coding region: 499-1335 (278 amino acids)
Biological process (GO): L-cysteine catabolic process
Molecular function (GO): ferrous iron binding; cysteine dioxygenase activity
Source: RefSeq, a predicted model, not a curated record